UUUCUUUUGAAGAAAGCAAAUUAAAGCUUGGGUUGAGAGUGAAAUAGUGUUUUCCCUGUGAUUAUAUUCAGACUUAACUUUGCUUGGUCAAACCACAUUUUGGGCAGCUUUUGACUACUUUAAAAUCCAUCUGAAUAUGUGGAGAAUGUCUGACGUGAGGAACUUUCCUUCACUUCCUUUUGGAAUACUUUCACUUUUGUCUUGAUGGCGCAGUAACAAACAGCUGGGUUUUAAAACCAGCUGUUGGUCUCCAGCUGAGCUUCUUCUGGUGUUUCCAGCACAGUGACAACAUGGCAGCUGCAGCACCAUCUGAGGUAAAGAUCGGGAGACCAAUGAGUCACAGCAGCAGCUAUCAGUUAAUUCCCCCUACCAUGUCUGAACUGAGGGUUGUUCUGCUGGGGAACUGCUGGUCUGAGAGGAUUUUCGUGGGGAACUUCAUACUGAGAGAGACAAAGUUCAAAAGUGAGGACAAACCAGACUUUGUGACAGUCAGAGGACAGUUGAAGGAGAAGGAAAUCGUUCUCAUAAACACCCCAGACGUGCUGGUUCCCAACAUCUCUGAAGAGAAACUAGCCGAGUUUAUAGGAAAGUGUUUGAGACUCUCUGCUCCUGGACCUCAUGUGUUCCUGCUGGUUCUACGGCCUGAAGACUUCACCGAGGAACACAAACUGAGGCUCUGCAGAGUCCUUCAACUAUUCAGUUAUCAAUCAUUUGAUCAUUCACUGGUACUGAUAUCAACACACAGAGAGGGGAGUUCAGCUUCCAUGGACAAUGAUGAACCAGACCAGCCCUUAAAAGACAUAAUCAGAAUGUGUAGAUACAGAUAUUUGAAUCAGAAGAAACUUGAACUUCCAGAGCUGUUAACACGCUUGAGUCAAACUGCAAAGGAGAACAAUGGAGAGCAUGUCAGCUGUGAUGUCACUGAGGAUGAGGAUGCGGGUCUAUUUAUGGCAGUAAAGUCUGAACACAUCAAACCAGCUUUAAACCUGGUUCUGUGUGGGAGGAGAGGAGCAGGGAAGACUUCAGCAGCCAAGGCCCUUUUAGGUCAGACAGAGAUUCAUUCAGUCUCCAACUCAUCAGUGUGUGUUAAAAAUCAGGGAGAGGUGUGUGGAUGUCACGUUUCCCUGGUGGAGCUGCCUGCCUUGUAUGGAAAUCCUCAGGAGACAGUGAUGGAGGAAUCACUCAGGUGUAUCUCCCUCUGUGAUCCUGAGGGCGUCCAUGCCUUCAUCCUGGUCUUACCUGUGGAUCCUCUCACUGAUGAAGACAAGGGAGAGUUAGAGACCAUCCAGAACACAUUCAGCCCCCAAGUCAAUGACUUUACCAUGAUUCUGUUUACCGUGGAGUCAGAUCCUGCAGCUCCGGCUGUUAAUAUUGUAAAGGAGAACAAGGACAUCCAGGAGCUCUGUCAGAGCUGUGGAGGAAGAUAUUCUGUUCUCAACAUCAAGGACAAGCAGCAGAUCCAAGAGCUGUUGAAACAGAUGAGAGUUAAAGGAUCCAGAUGCUUCACGAAGGACAUGUUCACGAAGGUUCAGAUGGAGAAGGUCGUAAAGCUGGAGAACAUUAACACAAGACUUAAAGCUGAGCUGCAGGAUGUGAAACAGAGGAAUGUGGUGGAAGGUGAAAAUCAGAGCACAGAGUGUCUGAGGAUGGUGCUGAUUGGGAAGACUGGCAGAGGGAAGAGUGCAACAGCAAACACCAUUUUAGGCAAAAAGCAUUUCAAACCCCGGAUCCCCCCGAAGCCCAUGACCAAAUCUUGUGAGAAAGCAACAGGAGAGAUAAAUGGGCGGCCCGUUGUUGUGGUCAACAACCCCAUCUUAUUUGAUGAAACUCUGCCUGAUGAUGACGUUCAACGGGAGCUAUUGAAAUGCAUCAGCAUGUUGUCUCCUGGACCCCAUGUGUUUUUACUGGUGAUGCAGAUCGGGAACUUUACACAAGAGGAAAAAAACUGUGUGGAAGUGAUCAAGAAAUAUUUUGGCAAGAAGUCUGGAGAUUUCAUCAUUGUUAUAUUCACCAGAGGAGAUGAACUGGACGGUCAGUCAUUUAUGAGUUAUGUCGAAGACUGUGAUGUCUUUGUUAAAGAACUCAUAACAGACUGUGGAGGGAGAUACCAGGUCUUCAAUAACAAGGACUACACAGAUCGCACACAAGUCAGUGAGCUGCUGAUCAAGAUGGAGAACAUGGUGGAGAAAAAUGGCGGCUGCUACCGCACAGAGGAAUUCAUACAAAUACAAGUGGAGAGGAUUUUGAAGAAGAAGGAAGAAGGGAUGAAGAGAAAUUAUGAAGACCUCAAGAGAAAACAUGAGGAAGAUUUAAAAACACUGAAAAGGAAAGUCGAUCAAACUGAACAGGAGAGAAAAUGGAUAUCAAAACAGCUAAAGGACAAAGACGAAUGCAUCAGCAAGGAGCGUGAGGAGCGAAAGAAAGAACGGCACGAAGAAGAAAGGAGGCGAAAAAAACAAGAAGAAACUCAGCGACAUGAAUGGAGAAGAAAACUGGAAGCCUCAGAGAAAAUUGUUCAGUCAGAAAGAGAGCAAAGGGAAAAUGCUGAGAGGAAGCUGGAGCUGUGCAGAAAAGAGAAUAAGAGAGAUCGAGAUGCCUGGGACAAGGAAAGAAAGGACAUCUGGGAACGAAUACGUCAGGAGGAUAAACAGAGCCUGGAGGAGGGGAAAGCAAGCUACAGACAGCUCCAAGAAGAGUACUAUCGUAAGAGAAGAAAGUGGACGUAUAUUUUGUUUGCACUGUUGGUGUUUCUGCUGUUUUUCUUAUAUAAUGUUAUUCUGAGUUACACAGACACUACACAGACAAAAGAACAUGCAUGAAGAGAUUUACAGCUUGCUAGGCUGAUAAAGGGUGCAGUUUUACAUUUAUGGACUACAGAUGAAUGUCUGCCUCGUCAGGUUAAUCUCAUGGCUGGAAGCGAGUCAGUAAAAUACAUAAACAGAGAUACAAAAAUAAGUGAUCUGCUCACCAACCACAUGACUGACAGCACAAAUAAUUAAUAGUGUGUUGAAGUGUGUAGAAAUGGGAACUACCACCUGACUAAAAAUCAAAUGUUGUGGCUCCUAAAUUCAGUUCUCCGGACGUCAGGUAGGUUUUCUCAAGCCCUAGUCCACUAUGUGACGUGACAGGCUAUCAAUUUUACAAGACUGCACACUUUCAGUAUCCGAAGUCCAAUUUUUCCAGUGUGCCUGGUAACCUUUGGCAGGAGUUUUUUAAAUCAAUC
This is a messenger RNA of Micropterus dolomieu (smallmouth bass), 3223 nucleotides long. Its product is annotated as GTPase IMAP family member 8-like. The coding region runs from base 291 to 2819 and encodes 842 amino acids. Gene Ontology annotation, molecular function: GTP binding. NCBI's taxonomy places the organism in Eukaryota, Metazoa, Chordata, Actinopteri, Centrarchiformes, Centrarchidae. The record is from RefSeq and is a predicted model, not a curated record. The transcript has 4 exons.